Peromyscus maniculatus bairdii (prairie deer mouse) is the source of this 1830-nucleotide messenger RNA. It is a transcript of the gene Ccdc190, whose product is annotated as coiled-coil domain containing 190. The record is from RefSeq and is a predicted model, not a curated record. Lineage: Eukaryota; Metazoa; Chordata; Mammalia; Rodentia; Cricetidae.
GCUCCCAUGGACACCAUGAGGAGCACUUCAGGCCUCUCUGGGGAGGGCUGGGAGUUGGCAAGCUUCCUUCAUUCUCAAAACAUGUUAGAGAUGUGGCCUUUUCAAGAGGGACUGGUACCCAUGGCUCGAGGAGGCAGCAUUCCUGACCCAGGGAGACAGGAAGAGAGCAGAGAGCUCUCUCGGGAGUAGCCAGCAUUCUGCCAGCAGCCCUCUCCCAAGGUCCCGCCUCCUCUUUGCACGGACUCAUGCUUAAUCAUUCUUUAAUGAAGAAUCAAGUUCAGUAAUGCAGACUUAGCCUAGCGCAGGCCAAGAAACGGAGAUUUUCACGGUGAGAACCUGGGUCUGCAGCCUCGACAGGAGCAAUUGACUGCUACCCUGCACACAUUCUGUGCUGUAGCCCCGAGGGAAGUACUGGGAGAGACCCAAAGGAGAGAAAAGAGGCCAGCAUCUUGGCCUUGCUCUUUUAGGUGGGUUGUGGUACCCGGAAGACUCUUGCUUCACUGUCUCCAAGCCAUGAAGAGGACAGACCGGAACAUGGUGAGGGGACCGUUGUAUAAGCAGUUCGACUUGGAGCGAAAGAAUGCCAGGCAAGCCGAAGCUAGACUCAGCCUCAGACUGCAAAGGCUGGAGGUCAUCUGCCUCUAUCACGUGAAAUCGCUGGCCAGGGAGCAGAGACAGCUUCAGAAAGAACUGCAGCGGCUGCAGCAGGCAGAUAUCAUCAAGAAAAGAGUCUCCUCUUAUGUGGAGAAUGGAAUUCAGAAGAGACCAAGAGAUGUUGUCACAGUCUCACCACAAACAGGACGGAGGCACCUGGUCCUGGAGCCUAAGAGUCGGGUACUGUCAACCAAUAUGACCCAAGAAGUUAAAAUUAAGAUUCAGAGCCCCUCUUUACCUGGCCCUGCCCUCAAAGACACCCUGAGAAGCCAAGAGCAGCUGCAAUCUCAACUUGACAGAACCAGCUGCUGUGAGGAAGAGAAUUCACAAGCCCAGGAGGGAGCGUCUGCAAAUCCACUUAAGGGCACGAACCCCAAUAAGGAAGUCUCUGUCCCAUGUCAUGGCCAAGAGGUUUCCACCAAGACAGAAGACAGUCCUACAUCCAGCCCAGCUGGCGAGACAGGGUCAGCAUCUGCAGAUGAGACCAGAUCAAAAAAUGCCGGUCUAAAGCCACCUGGGGAUACUGGGGAUCAAAACCCCCCAAGCUCUGUGGAAUGUGCAGGAAGCUUCAAAGGCAAUUGCACAAAGCCAACCUUCCCAGAGUUGUUUGCAAAAGCCAAAAAUGCCCACUAUCUCCGCCACAGGGUGCCCCCUGAGUCUGAGAGGUUGCUUAGCAUCGGGGAGAUAUUUGGACAUGGAGACUCCUCACUUCCCAGAGCAGGGAAAAGACUGUGAGAUGGUACCAAGUUCCUUCCUCCCUGGCUGUGUAAUGUAGCCUGACAAUAAGAUACCAUAAUCACUGUGGAAACGUGACCCUGUGUGAUAAGCAAUGCACAGAAACAAACAGAAAUCCAUGACAACUUUAUUUUAGCAUUCUUAGGGCCUCCUCCCUUUUAUAUGGUCUUUCUCAUAAUAAACUUUCUCAUAAUAAAGGCUACUAUGAAAAAGGAAGAGAGGUAUUAUGAAAAUAUUUUAAAUGGAGAACCUGAACUUGUCUUGAAGGAGACAGUCUUGUUGGCCCAAAGGUCCAGCUCAUAGAAGAGCUGCUUAUAGCGACACCUGCUGGCCAAGUGGUAUAGCUAGUUGUCUUGUUUUCCUUUCUUUGGGGAUUCGCAUGGGAACCCAGCUGAAGUUAUGUACUGUGACAUGGUCUCCAAAUAAAACCUGUUCUUGCCA